This is a messenger RNA of Dentiscutata erythropus, 783 nucleotides long. NCBI's taxonomy places the organism in Eukaryota, Fungi, Glomeromycota, Glomeromycetes, Diversisporales, Gigasporaceae. The record is from the annotation of a GenBank genome assembly.
AUGGGUAAUGAAAUUUCAAAAAUUAAAAAAAAGAUAAUCAUAAAUGAUAAAGAUUUUAAAGAUUUUAAACCUGAUAAUCAUGGACAUCAUAAAAAAACAAAUUCAAAUACUGGAUUUCCCGUGGUUGAUUAUGAAUUAGAAGAAGAAAAACAUCGCCACGAAAUUCUCUUAAAAGCUUGGAACUCAAACUUUUAUUCUCCAGUCGAAUCUAUUUUAAAACAUGGUAAUGCCAAAGUUCUCGAUAUUGGAUGUGGAUUUGGCGCGUGGAUAUACGAUAUGGCAUUAAACUAUCCACUUUCACAUUUCACUGGAAUUGAUAUUAUAACCCCAAAAGAUUCUAUCCUUUCAAAUGUCAGCCUUGUACAAGCUGAUGUUUUGAAAGGAUUAAAAUAUUCAGAUUGCUCUUUUGAUUAUAUUCACGGCAGAGAUUUAUUAUGGUAUAUUACAACAAAAGAUGCACGCAAAUUAUUUCCAGUAUCUAGUUACUUUCGAAAUCAUGGAAUUUUUCCUUAUGAUUUUUAUAAAAAUUUAUCGAAAAUAUUUAAAGAAAAUAAUCUUGAAUAUCAAGUUGAAGAGAAAACGAUAAGUUUUUAUGAUUCUGAAUUGUUAACAAAAAAAUUCAUAAUUUUGUUUAAAAUUUUAAAAUCCGUUAUUCUUGAAUAUACAAGCAUUAGUUCUGAAAAAUAUGACGAAAUUCUUGAUAAAGUUUGGGCUGAAGUCAUAGAAUAUAAAACUUCAUUUCGGUCGAUAAGAUAUUUUGGGAAAAAAAUCUUGCUUAUUUAA